Zingiber officinale is the source of this 1542-nucleotide messenger RNA. RefSeq names its product vacuolar cation/proton exchanger 3-like. NCBI's taxonomy places the organism in Eukaryota, Viridiplantae, Streptophyta, Magnoliopsida, Zingiberales, Zingiberaceae. Gene Ontology annotation, molecular function: calcium:proton antiporter activity. Gene Ontology annotation, cellular component: plant-type vacuole membrane. Gene Ontology annotation, biological process: intracellular calcium ion homeostasis; calcium ion transmembrane transport. The transcript is spliced from 12 exons. Bases 1 to 1542 code for a protein of 513 amino acids. The record is from RefSeq and is a predicted model, not a curated record.
AUGGUUCCUCCGGAUGGUAGAUUAGAACAUGAUUUUGAGGAUGAAAGCCUUGCCGGUCCUAUGGAUGUGCCGAUAAAGUCUAUCGGUCUGAAUGGAAUUCAACAUGAUUCUAUUUCUGCUAUCGAACGAACAGAUUGUAUAAUGAAAACUAACUUCUGGAGGAGCUUGAAAAUAAUAUUAUUCACAGCCAAGAUAAACAUAUUGGUGCCUUUUGGACCUCUAGCAGUCUUGAUCAGCUAUACUACGGAUGAUAAAGGCUUGGUGUUCCUUUUCAGCUUGUUGGGCAUCAUUCCCUUAGCUGAGCGUUUGGGUUUCACAACCGAGCAGUUAGUAUUUUUCACAGGAGCAACAGCGGGGGGCCUCUUGAAUGCUACUUUUGGAAAUGCAACCGAGUUGAUAAUAUCAGUCCAUGCACUACAAAGUGGGAUGAUACGAGUAGUGCAACAAUCACUAUUAGGAUCUAUUUUGUCAAACAUGUUGCUUGUUCUCGGGUGUGCCUUCUUCUGUGGAGGGAUUGUUUUCAUGAACAAGGAUCAAGUUUUCGAUAAGGCAAAUGCUAUAGUGAACUCUGGGCUGCUUCUAAUGGCAGUAAUGGGUUUAUUGUUCCCUGCUGUUCUUCAUUAUACACAUACCGAAGUACAUUACGGCAAGUCAGAAAUUGCACUCUCGAGAUUUAGCAGCUGCAUAAUGCUUGUGGCUUAUGCUUGUUACAUCGCUUUCCAGUUAAAAAGCAGUAAUGAUUCCUACGAUCCCAUAAACGAGGAAGGAUGUGAAAAUGGGGGGAUCCUGGAAGAUGAAGAAGGCGAAGCUCCUGAGAUAUCGAAAUGGGAAGCCAUCAUAUGGCUUGCAAUUUUGACAAUUUGGAUCUCAGUGCUAUCUGACUACUUGGUGGAUGCAAUUGAGGGUGCUUCAAUUGCAUGGAACAUUCCUAUUUCUUUCAUCAGUGUCAUUUUGCUCCCUAUUGUUGGCAAUGCUGCCGAGCAUGCAAGUGCUAUUAUGUUUGCCAUGAAAGACAAACUUGACAUUUCUCUUGGAGUUGCUAUUGGAUCCUCUACUCAAAUUUCUAUGUUUGGGAUUCCUUUUUGUGUGGUGGUGGGAUGGAUCAUGGGACAACCCAUGGACUUGAACUUUCAACUUUUUGAGACAGCAACUUUGUUUAUAACUGUAUUGGUUGUUGCCUUCAUGCUUCAGGAGGGAACUUCUAACUAUUUCAAAGGUUUAAUGUUGAUUCUUUGCUAUCUGAUUGUAUCUGCCAGCUUUUUUGUACAUGUUGAUCCUUCUCCUGUUAAUGAGAGGAUUUUUGCUCUUGUUCACAGUCUCUUCCCUGAUAAAAAAGCCCUCACGCUGAACGGAGGGCUCGAGUGGGAAUCAACCAAUCCCUUCAGCGGUUGGCCUCGUGCUGCACUAUAUACCACCAGUCAAUCUGUUGUUCGUGUCACACUCAUCAAUUGCACAUCACAGGCGCUAUUCCGUACGCCAUUCGAGGGUAUGGACCAGGAGGAAAGACCCCAAUUAUCAUCUUCUGGAGAUGCUCCCACCUAA